GUUUCGACAUGCCCAAAGCUUCCAACGUCUGUUUGGAACUGUAGACUUCCUAAAUGGCACUGCAGAUGGUUUGAUCACGAAUCCCGUAUCCGCCUUGCUCUAAAUCCUAGGUGCCCAAGUGCCUGGAUGUAAGCUCUGAAUAUUAAGUGCUGACAGGAACGACAAAUCGUCUCAUUAGACCACCACGGCAAUCACUACAUAUCUCACCGAACUGCACCGAACUCGUCACUCAACUGCUGGACAUUUGGAUAGAAGACUACCGUCUUCAUUAUCGAAAGAGAGCUCCGCUGGAUCUUCAAUUGAGCCGCCCACCCAGCACCAACGUCCCUGAUUCCGUGUCAAGCACAAUGUCGAUCUCAACACCAAUAACCCAGCUUCUGGGUAUCCAGCACCCAAUUCUGCUGGCGGGGAUGGGUCAAACAUCAGGUGCCCCUCUAGCCGCAGCAGUGUCGAAUGCCGGCGGUCUUGGUGUGAUCGGCGGAGUCGGAUAUACGCCUCAGAUGCUGAGGGACAUGAUCGAUGAAUUGAAGGCUGAUCUACGAGACCCGGCUCUCCCCUUCGGUGUUGAUCUGUUGAUCCCACAAGUUGGCGGAUCCGCGCGCAAGACGAAUCUUGACUACACCAAAGGCACGCUCGACGAAUUGAUCGACAUCAUCAUCGCUGGCGGGGCGAAGCUCUUCGUCUCCGCCGUCGGCGUCGCGCCGAGACACGUCGUCGACAAGCUGCAUGCCAAUGGGAUCCUGUACAUGAACAUGAUCGGACACCCCAAGCACGUUCACAAGGCGUGUGCGGCUGGAGCGGACAUCAUCUGUGCGCAGGGUGCUGAGGCAGGUGGGCACACUGGGGAAACGCCGACGAGUGUUCUUAUUCCCGCCUGCGCCGAUCUGGUCAAGAAGUACAAAUCGCCCUUGACGGGCCAACCGGUGCAACUCGUCGCGGCAGGUGGGAUUUACGACGGUCGCGGCAUUGCAGCGAGUCUGAUGCUCGGCGCAUCAGCCGUGUGGGUGGGCACGCGUUUUGUCACGGCCAAAGAAUCUGGCGCGCCCGAGGCUGCCAAGAGGGCCAUCAUCGGAGCAGACUUUGAUUCGACGAUCAAGUCGACCAUCUGGACCGGCCGGCCUCUACGCGCGCUCGCAACGCCCUACGUGCGCAACUGGGAGACGAACCGACAGGACGAAAUCAAGAGCCUGCAAGCCAAGGGUGUUAUCCCACUGUAUCACGAGAUGGACAAGCUGGAAAAAGUCGGCGGCAUUACGGAGGAGAUUGAGGACCAGUCGACGUUGAGGCCUAUGGGUGUUGUCUCGGCUAUGGUGAACACCCCGAAUCAAUCGGCUGCCAAGAUUGUCAAGGAGAUGAUGGAUGAGGCUGUCCGGGCGCUUGGUGCUGCGUCGGAUUUCUUGCGGCCUGCAUCCAAGCUCUAGGCUAUGAUUUUGCGCAGCAGAACCCUGGAUUGGGUAUCGACCACCAUGUCGUCCAGACUCGCUGCCACUCGGAGCCUUCUUGACUAUGUGCCUCCGAACCAUGCCGUGCGUAUGGGAUAAUCUCGAGGCGGCUGGACUUGCGUGCGUGCUUGUACAGAUGAUGGUGAAGAGAUGACCCGUGUCUCUCACACCUCAUUUUGUGGCACAGCAACACAUAUACACUCGACCUCACUUCGCGCUAACUUGCAAUUCCAUCACAUUGCGCG
Molecule: messenger RNA, 1687 nt
Organism: Exophiala xenobiotica
Lineage: Eukaryota; Fungi; Ascomycota; Eurotiomycetes; Chaetothyriales; Herpotrichiellaceae
Exons: 8
Coding region: 348-1421 (357 amino acids)
Molecular function (GO): nitronate monooxygenase activity
Source: RefSeq, a predicted model, not a curated record